Molecule: messenger RNA, 594 nt
Organism: Sinocyclocheilus grahami
Lineage: Eukaryota; Metazoa; Chordata; Actinopteri; Cypriniformes; Cyprinidae
Product: perlwapin-like
Exons: 3
Coding region: 151-594 (147 amino acids)
Cellular component (GO): extracellular region
Molecular function (GO): serine-type endopeptidase inhibitor activity
Source: RefSeq, a predicted model, not a curated record
CUUGGAUCUUUAAAACCCCAUUUUACAGAGGUUGAUAUUGCAACAGCACGUAUUCGUUUUAGUUUUGUGCGCUUCGCUGUCCGUUCCGCCUGACGCACCAAUUCAGCGCAUUUUCCAGGAGAGCUCAUUGUGAGAUCGCAGGUCGGGAGGAUGACAGCUCGAGCAUAUUUCUCGUUGAUCGCCGUUUUAUCGUGUCUGUUCGGAUACUUGAGCAUAACUCGCGCUAUUCAAAGGCGAACCACAGUGGAUGGUUUGUGUCCGGAGAGGCUGACGGUCGUGCCGUCUGGUCGAGGAUGCGCUUCUGAUGAAGACUGCCCUGGAGGACACCAAUGCUGUCGAUUUGACUCUGGGCCUGUUUGCGUGCUGCCUGUUUUCAUGAAGCCUGGUCACUGCCCCAUACCGGAGAUGAUUCCACUGUGUGCUGAAAGCUGUUUCCAUGAUGGCCAGUGUCCUGCCACACAGAAAUUUUGCCCAACCACUGGUGGCUUUGCAUGCAGUGAACCACGUGGUCCGGGAAGAGGUCAGGCAAGAUGCCAGGGAAGCGGUUAUGGCCAGGGCCAGGGCAGCGGUCGUGGCAGAAUCGAUUUUGCUUGA